This is a messenger RNA of Tetranychus urticae (two-spotted spider mite), 5719 nucleotides long. RefSeq names its product helicase ARIP4. Gene Ontology annotation, molecular function: ATP binding; ATP hydrolysis activity. The record is from RefSeq and is a predicted model, not a curated record. Gene Ontology annotation, cellular component: nucleus. Lineage: Eukaryota; Metazoa; Arthropoda; Arachnida; Trombidiformes; Tetranychidae.
CAUUUUGUUUUAUAUUUGCUUUUUGUAUCUUCUGCUCUUUCCAAUUAAGUGUUAAUUAAACUAUACUUCGAAAGUUGAAUUUACUAUUCUUCUCUUUACGGAUUAAAUUUGGUCAAGUGUAUUCAAUUUCUGUCCACCAAAGUUUUUCAGAAUCUCUCUAUUCUUUCAGAAUGUUUUUCUGGUAUUAGGGUUGUUUGUAUGUGAUCUAAUAAUAACUAUGUUUCAGUUACACUUUGUUUCUUUAUUGUUGCUGUCAUUGUGAUGAUUUCAAUUUCCACCAAACCUUUUGGUAAACUAUGGAUUUCACACCAGAGUUAACAGAUGUUAAAUUACCGGGGCCAACAGAUUUAUUCAAUGGAACAAACCCAAAAGACACCAAUAACCGAGAUUUUUCUUCACAUCUAUCCAGCUUGGAACGUAUAUUAGAAGAGGCAACUCAAUGUUUAUCACCAUCAGUUUCAAGAACCAACCCAAAAUCAAAAAGUAAUCCUUUAUUAGACCAAUUGCUGGACAAACCCUUAGAUGAUGGUGACUUAAGAGUCUUUGGAUCUUCUGGAGGUUACUCUGAUAAUUGUGGUAUUGAGCCGGGAACUGAAUUUAACUCAAAUGGAAAUGAAUGUUCUCCCAGUCUAUUCGAUUUACCCAUAGAAUCUCCACUUCCUUUCGGAGACAAAAGCAGAUCUAACAUUUCUGAAGAUGAAAUCGUAACCGACUGCGAGGAUGAUGAUGAAGACCAAGAGGACCAUGAGGACACUGAGGAUAACGAUGAUGAUAGUAACAGUGAUGAUGAAGACAAAGAGUCAGAAGAUGAAGAAAAUUCAGAUGAGGACGAUAAAGAAGAAUCUAAAAAUGAAAAUGGAAGAUUUAAAGAUGAUAAAAAUGUAAAUGAUUCCGAGCUUAACGAAAUCUCCAUGAAAUCUAUCGAUGUCGAUAACAAUCAACUUGCAGAUUCAACUAAAAACAAUAAGCGUAGUGAAGCUGUUCGGAAAAGCUCCAAUAGAUUGAAUAAAGGUCGAAUCAAAGAAAGUGGGACUUCUAACACUGCUGAUAAACUUAAAGGCAAGGGUUUAAAGCGAAAAGGCAAAACUUCUAAGGAUGGUAAAAAGGCUAAACGAUAUAUGAUGAGAAAAAAUAUUAAGAAAAUAAUUUCAGAUGGCGAUGUCAAUGAAAUUACUCUUAAAGCUCAACAAGAAGAAGCCGAACGUUUAAGAAGAGUGGAAGAACGUGCUGCUUUAAUGAAACAACAAAACCAAAAGUAUUUGCUACAAAAUAGUCAAGAUGAUGUGAUGGUUUUAAGUAGUGACGAUGAACUGAUUGCUCCGUGCAACUCAGGUUAUGAUUUCAAAAAUGAUUCAGAUGCAGACAUUAUUGAGAUUGCAUCGGAUGAUGAAUUUUCGGGUGACGACGAUCAGCUCUCUUCAAAUAAUAGAAUUAAAAAGGAAAGAAAAAGAAGAAGUGCCGGUGAUGUUGAGUUCAUCGAUACCAAUAACGAUGGUGCUCAUACUGAUGAUAGAUUUAAUCAACCAGAUGAACAAGGUCGAGUUUUGGUUAAUGUUGGUCACAAUAAAAACGAGGAACCUAUUUAUUUGGCUCCUCAACUGAGCAGAGCCGUUAAACCUCACCAAAUUGGAGGAAUCCGUUUUCUGUAUGAUAAUAUUGUAGAAUGUUUAAGGAAGCAUAAAACUUCUGAGGGAUUAGGAUGUAUCCUAGCUCACAGCAUGGGGUUGGGUAAAACUUUGCAGUUGAUCUCUUUCAUUGAUGUUUAUCUAACUCAUACUCAAUCAAAAUAUGUCCUUUGCAUUGUCCCCAUCAAUACUCUUCAAAAUUGGAUGAGUGAAUUUGAUAUGUGGUUACCUUCUCAAAAAGUUGCUGCCUUUCGGCCCAAUUCAUCAGAGAUGAAAUUUCGCCAAUUCGAUGUAUUUAUGUUAAAUGAUUGUAAAACAUUAUCUUCUAGAGCCAAAGAAAUUCUUGCAUGGAGAAAAUCUGGUGGAGUCCUUCUGAUUGGUUACGAAAUGUACCGAUUAUUGACCACUGAUGGUAAAACAGCAAAAGGAAAGAAAGUGAAAACGAAAGAAACAGAAGGUCUACCAAAAGAAACUUAUGAUCAUCUUAUGUCUGAGCUUAAAGCAGCUCUGGUCGAUCCUGGACCAGAUCUUGUCGUUUGUGAUGAAGGGCAUCGUCUUAAAGAUGCCGCUACCUCGCAAGCUUUAAAAAAUAUACGAACUCGUAGACGUAUUGUAUUAACUCAUCACCCGUUGCAAAACAAUCUCAUUGAAUAUUGGUGCAUGGUUGACUUUGUUAGACCUAAUUUUCUUGGUACCAAACAGGAAUUUUGUAAUAUGUUUGAAAGGCCGAUUAGUAACGGUCAAUGUGCUGAUAGUACACCUGAAGAUAAAAGAGUAAUGAAACAGCGUGCUCAUGUAUUACAUAAACUUCUUCGAGGUUUUGUGCAAAGGCGAAGUCACUCAAUUCUUACCAAAUCACUACCGAGAAAACAUGAACAUGUUAUUCUCGUUCGUAUGACUCCGAUUCAAAAGAAAUUGAUGUUAGCUUUUCUCGAUAGGAUAAAGAAAGAUCUUGCUAAUUCUCACCGACUCAAUCCAAUAAUGUUGUUUUCAGUAUUUUGUAAGAUUUGGAACCAUCCAGAUAUAUUAUUUAAAAUUGUAAAGGAAGGUCAAAAUUUCGAUGAUCUUGAUAUCGAUCUUGGAGAAAAAACAAAAGGAGAUAAAAAAGCUGGUAAAAAGAAAGGUUCUAAUGAUAAGAGUUCAAACGCAAAAAAUGGUAAACGUGGGAAAAAAUCAACAACUGUUACACUCAGUGAUAUCGAAGAUGAAGAUUUGUUUGUACCAAAGAAAGACUUAAACCAAACGAGAAACUUAAACUCUAACAAUGCUCCAAAUAAUUCGUUUGAUCAAAAUGGUAAUGGUUACAGUGUUUCUUUCUCUAACGGUCAACAAUUAGACGGUAUGCAAAAUCCAUCUUCUGAUUAUUCAAGUAACAACCAAGAGAGAACGUUCAUGAAUCAACAAUCAUCUCAAUAUCAAAACCAUAAUUCAGGUCACAAUGACUUAUAUCAUCAGACAAAUUCUAAUGUUAACAAUUCUUCAUAUUUCAACUUAUUCAACUCAGAUAACGUUAAUCACGGUAACAACUUUGAUUCUUAUCUUGCCUCUAAUUCAUCUUACAAUCAUCAAGCCAGCUCUUAUCACAAUCCAUCAAAUCAUCCUAACUCAACUAAUUCUAAGCCUUCGAAUCAACCGAUUUUGGACUUGGAAGACGAUGUUUACAAUUUGAAUAGACCUAGCAGUAGUACACGCCAACCAACUCAUUCGAAUAUUCAGUAUAAUUGGAAUUUAGCACCAAACAAUCCUACGGUAAAUCCAUUUGCAGAGUACAAAAAUAUUAUUGAUGUACCGACUCCAUCUACAACGACUAACCCACCUUUUGCAACACCCGGAUCUUAUCCUAACCGAAUGAUGGACUAUACUUGGGCAGAGCCUAUCGUUGCCAAUUAUAAACCGGGUUUAUUGCAAAAUGGUUUAAAAAUGUUGCUCUUUUUCGAGAUUGUCGAGCAAACAAUCAAGAAAGGCGAUCGUCUUUUGGUGUUUAGCCAUUCUCUAUUCACCUUGGAUAUCAUUGAGAAAUUUUUAUCCCAACGUAAUGUUCCUAAAGCUGAAAAUCAAACAGGCAGUAGAACUGAAAAAUGGUCCAAAGGAAACAAUUAUUUUAGAAUUGAUGGAUCGACAAGUGCUAACGAAAGAGAGAAAUUAAUAAAUUCUUUCAACAAAAAUAGUUCUGUUCAUCUCUUCCUUCUGUCCACUAGAGCUGGUUGUCUUGGUAUCAAUUUGAUUGGAGCCAAUAGAAUAAUCGUAUUUGACGCUUCAUGGAAUCCAUGUCAUGAUGCUCAAGCCGCAUGUCGUAUUUAUCGUUAUGGCCAACAGAAAGAAUGUUUCAUUUAUCGAUUGAUUUGUGAUGAAUCAUUGGAGAAAAGAAUCUACGAUCGACAAAUAACUAAGCAAGAAGUUUCUCAUCGAGUUGUGGACGAGCUUAAUCCAGAAACAAAUUUCACUAAGCGUGAAAUUGAUUCUCUUAUUGAGGAUCUUGAUGAUAUAAACCUAUCAGAAGUAAAGUCAUACUCAAAAGAAGAAUGUGACGCUUACGAAGAUGACAUUAUCAGUUAUAUUUGUAAAAAUAUGAACCAAUGCCUGUCAAAACCCCCAUUUGAACACGAAUCUCUUCUUUUGGAUCACAAGGAAAGCAAAUUAUCUCAAUACGAGAAAAAGUUAGCGGAAGCAAUUUAUUUCAGACAAAAGCAAGCAAUGACUCAAAGUGCUGGUCCUGCUCCUAAAAAUCCUAUGAUAGCUAAUCCUAAUUUCCUUGCCAAUGUACCAACUGUUCCAACUAUUCCCGGUAAACCCGCACUUGGACGACCCUCCUUGUAUCCUUCAGUUGGCAUUGUGCCGCCUCCCGUGAGAUCAAGAAUGCACACUCCUUUCAAUGCCCAUGGAUGGAACAACUAUCCGACUGGUCAUCCAAACUUUAACUUACCAAACUCUUCAAAUAAUUCAUUUAACCAACCAAGGGUUCCAAAUAUUUUGAGCCGCAAUAGCAUUAUUAAUCAGUAUAACAAUUUACCUCCAGGAGCUUUCGUCGAGCAACUCUCUCGUAUGGGCUAUUUAGUGAAAGCCUUUAUCAACCCGCGUGACUUUAUUAUUCCAGCAAGCGCAUCUAAUCGCGAAGUAGUCAAAAUAACUAAAGGAAUGGAAAUUUUCAUGAUUCGAAGUCCUCAAAAUGAAGUUUACCUCCGUACACAUGAGGGUCGUAUGUUUUCAUUGAAAAUUGACGAAGCUAAGUGUUCAGCCCUUUUUGGUAGUCAAAGCAUGCCUCCAGAAUCAACACCAUUGCUCAGUAAUAUGAUUUCUCAGAGCCAAAAUCAUGCAUCUCCAUCAUCUUCGCUCAGUAUGCCAUCAACAUCUUCAAGUCAACCUGAACUGAUCUGCCUCGAUGACGAUGAUUAAUUUAUUGGACAUUUAUUGGAUAAUUUUGCAGUUGAAUUAUUUCAAUAACUCGACAAAUUACUCAUAAGAAUAAGUGUCAUUUUCACUUUGAAAAUUUGCACAUCAAUAUUUCUCUUUCUUUCAUUAGUUUACGAGAAAUGGUAAUCAACCAAUCAGUGAUUUGGUAUCUAUUGAUAUUUACAUCACUAAAUCAAGUUAGCAUGAUAUACAAUUCAUGUUUGCCUGGCUAUUACUGUACAUUCGUCCACUCAUUAUUUCGUUUCAUUUCGUUCAAAUUUUUUGCUUACAAUCGUCAUCAUAUUUUUUCCCCAUCCACCACCUAAAUUAGCUUCCCUUUUCUAGGCCAUCUAAUUAAUCACUGUAUAAUAUAAAUUAGAACGACUAAAGUAUUGACUUGAUUUGAAUGUUUAAAUAUUUCCCAAACCCUAUGUGCAUCACUUUUUUUCUGUUCAAUCAUUUUCUUCAAAUUACCUCUCUAUUGGUUUGUUGCUUUAUUUUGAUUUCUAUAAUUAUUACUCAUAUUUAUCUUCUUUUUCCUUUUCAUCUACACAAGAAAUUCACUACAAAUUAUUAUCAUGUGUCAAACUAUAAACAAAAAGCUAAACUCCUUCUUUUCUAUUCCCCAAGAUUCAUGUAUUAUGGACAACGUUUCAAUUUGUUCAGAAAAAUUUAUACAAACCAUAAACAAACAAUUAUUUGAA